Messenger RNA from Fundulus heteroclitus (mummichog), 964 nucleotides. It is a transcript of the gene lrmda, whose product is annotated as leucine rich melanocyte differentiation associated. Gene Ontology annotation, biological process: melanocyte differentiation. The transcript has 7 exons. Gene Ontology annotation, molecular function: protein binding. Bases 317 to 949 code for a protein of 210 amino acids. Lineage: Eukaryota; Metazoa; Chordata; Actinopteri; Cyprinodontiformes; Fundulidae. The record is from RefSeq and is a predicted model, not a curated record.
AGCCAUCAGGAGAUAGUCAGCAGCACCGAGGCUUUAUGAGUUAACGAGCGGUGACCGCGUGCUUCCGCAACACAGCGGGUCAGCUGAUUCAAGCGGCACGCGGAAACAGUAACAGGCAAAGCGUCAGUGAACCUCCAAAGCAGCAGCUCGCCACAGUCACAGGAAUCAAUACUGGAUGUCGACAGCGUGAGCGGGAACACCGGCUCUGACUUCAACUCCCAAAAGAACAGAAACAAACAGUAACAUACAAAAUUAACUAACAAACAAACAAAGCAAAACAAAAACAACUGCAAGCUGUCAUCCUCAGGAGGACGUCAUGGCUCACAGAGAGUCACCGGUCGUUUUAAAUGGGACUCAAGUAUCAUACAUUGGACACGACUCCAAGGACAUCCCCCACUUUCUCGGAGAGACGUACGGCAAGUUCGCGAGGCGGCUGGAUCUAAGUUUCAACCAGCUCAGGUUGCUGGCAGGCCUCAAAAUGUUUACUGAGCUGGAAGAGUUGGUCGUCGACAACAAUCUGCUCGGAAAUGACCUCCAGUUGCCCAGGUUACCCAAGCUCCACACCCUGACACUCAAUAAGAACCAACUGACUGAUAUCGAGGCCCUGCUGGAACACUUGGCUGACGUGACCCCGUCACUGGAGUACCUAAGCCUGCUGGGAAACGAGGCCUGCCCCAACCAACUGGUGAGCCUGGAUAAGGAUGACGACGACUACCAGAGAUACAGGUACUUUGUCCUUUACAAGUUACCCCAGCUGAAGUUUCUGGACUCAAGGAAAGUAACAAAAACAGAAUUGAAGGAGGCACAGGCAAGAGGGGCGUUCAUGAAAGUGGUGAAGCCCAAGUCAGAAGAACUGCCUAAAGAGGCUGGAUUAGAGAAUCGCCCCCUGCCCUACACACCUCUGCCCCGGGGAUCCAGAGAUGCCAAAAACCACAAGGUCUGUGUCUAAGGAAUGGCCUACCCU